Messenger RNA from Prunus avium (sweet cherry), 2600 nucleotides. Its product is annotated as 5-methyltetrahydropteroyltriglutamate--homocysteine methyltransferase. Gene Ontology annotation, molecular function: zinc ion binding; 5-methyltetrahydropteroyltriglutamate-homocysteine S-methyltransferase activity. NCBI's taxonomy places the organism in Eukaryota, Viridiplantae, Streptophyta, Magnoliopsida, Rosales, Rosaceae. The record is from RefSeq and is a predicted model, not a curated record.
AUUAAUGAGCGUGGGAAAGAGUGGGCAAAGCCAGGGGUAGAAUCCCAGAUCUAAGCAGAAAGCCACGCAAGUGCAUUUGGCUAUAAAUAAGGCGAGAGUGAGCCAUUCGAACUCGCUCCUCUCUCUUCUACGCUAGUAACUGAACCAAGCGAAGAAGAAGAAGAAAGAACCAGUCAAGUCUUCUUUACCUCCGAAAGAGAAAUGGCGUCUCACAUUGUUGGAUACCCUCGUAUGGGCCCCAAGAGAGAGCUCAAGUUUGCUUUGGAAUCUUUCUGGGAUGGGAAGAGCAGUGCCGAAGAUUUGCAGAAGGUGGCAGCUGAUCUGAGAUCUUCCAUCUGGAAGCAGAUGGCGGAUACUGGGAUCAAGCACAUCCCCAGCAACACUUUCUCAUACUACGAUCAGGUGCUUGACACCACUGCAUUGCUCGGGGCUGUUCCACCAAGAUAUGGAUGGAAUGGUGGUGAGAUUGGAUUUGACACAUACUUCUCCAUGGCCAGAGGAAAUGCCUCAGUUCCUGCUAUGGAGAUGACCAAGUGGUUUGAUACCAACUACCAUUUCAUUGUCCCUGAGUUGGGACCUGAUGUCAACUUCUCCUAUGCUUCUCACAAGGCCGUCGAGGAAUACAAGGAGGCUAAGGCGCUUGGAGUGGACACCAUUCCAGUCCUUGUUGGUCCUGUGUCAUACUUGUUGCUUUCGAAACCAGCAAAGGGUGUUGAGAAGUCCUUUUCUCUUCUCUCUCUUCUUGGAAAAAUCAUUCCAAUCUACAAGGAAGUUAUAUCUGAGCUUAAGGCUGCUGGAGCUUCAUGGAUUCAGUUUGAUGAGCCCACGCUUGUUAUGGAUCUUGAUUCUCACAAGUUGCAAGCAUUCACUGAUGCCUACUCUCACCUGGAAUCAACUCUAUCUGGCUUGAAUGUUCUUAUUGAGACCUACUUUGCUGAUAUUCCUGCUGAGGCAUUCAAGACCCUCACUUCCUUGAAAGGUGUCACUGCAUAUGGUUUUGAUUUAGUUCGUGGUACUAAGACCCUUGAUUUGAUUAAGGGUGAAUUCCCUAAGGGAAAAUACCUCUUUGCCGGAUUGGUUGAUGGAAGGAACAUUUGGGCUAAUGAUCUUUCUGCCUCCCUAAGUACUUUACAGACUCUUGAAGGCAUUGUUGGCAAAGAUAAACUUGUUGUCUCCACCUCCUGCUCUCUUCUUCACACUGCUGUUGAUCUUGUUAACGAGACCAAGCUGGACCAGGAAAUAAAAUCUUGGCUCGCUUUUGCUGCCCAGAAAAUUGUUGAAGUUAAUGCUUUGGCCAAGGCCUUGGCUGGUCACAAGGAUGAGGCAUUUUUCUCUGCUAAUGCCACAGCUCAGGCUUCAAGGAAGUCCUCCCCAAGAGUGACCAAUGAGGCUGUUCAAAAGGCUGCUGCUGCGUUGAAGGGUUCUGACCACCGACGUGCUACUAAUGUAAGUGCUAGACUUGAUGCUCAACAGAAGAAGCUUAACCUUCCAAUUCUCCCAACUACCACCAUUGGAUCAUUCCCUCAGACCAUUGAACUCAGGAGGGUCCGUCGUGAAUACAAGGCCAAGAAGAUUUCUGAGGAGGAGUAUGUCAAGGCCAUUAAGGAGGAAAUUAGCAAAGUUGUCAAGCUUCAGGAAGAGCUCGACAUUGAUGUCCUUGUCCAUGGGGAGCCCGAGAGGAAUGAUAUGGUUGAGUACUUUGGAGAGCAAUUAUCAGGCUUUGCCUUUACCGUCAAUGGCUGGGUGCAAUCUUAUGGAUCUCGAUGUGUGAAGCCACCGAUCAUCUACGGUGAUGUGAGCCGUCCCAACCCAAUGACCGUGUUCUGGUCAUCUGCUGCUCAGAGCAUGACUGCCCGCCCAAUGAAGGGAAUGCUUACCGGCCCUGUCACCAUUCUUAACUGGUCCUUUGUUAGAAAUGACCAGCCCCGAUUCGAGACUACCUACCAGAUUGCUUUGGCCAUCAAGGAUGAAGUGGAGGAUCUUGAGAAAGCUGGUAUCAAUGUUAUUCAAAUUGAUGAGGCUGCUUUGAGAGAGGGGUUGCCCCUAAGGAAGUCUGAGCAAGCUUUCUACUUGGAUUGGGCUGUCCACUCCUUCAGGAUCACCAACUGUGGUGUGCAGGACACUACUCAGAUUCACACUCACAUGUGCUAUUCCAACUUCAACGACAUCAUCCACUCAAUCAUUGACAUGGAUGCUGAUGUGAUCACCAUUGAGAAUUCUCGUUCAGAUGAGAAGCUCCUUUCAGUCUUCCGCGAGGGAGUGAAGUACGGUGCUGGCAUUGGCCCUGGUGUCUACGACAUCCACUCUCCAAGAAUACCAUCAACCGAAGAGAUUGCAGACCGGAUCAACAAGAUGCUUGCAGUGCUCGAGACAAACAUCUUGUGGGUUAACCCUGAUUGUGGUCUCAAGACUCGCAAGUACGCUGAAGUGAACCCAGCCCUCAGUAACAUGGUUGCUGCUGCCAAGCUCCUCCGCACCCAGCUCGCCAGUGCCAAGUGAAUGAUUUGAGAAAGGAAGCGUGAAUUCUAUUGCAUUACAUGAACUUGAAACGGUUCUGUAAUCAUGUUUUAUUGGUUCAAAUAACCGUGUGUUGAAAUAUC